AUGACAGGUUGGACUGUUAAAGAGGUGAACUGGGAACGACAAAUGCACGGGAGAGAAGGUUUAGCGAGUCAUAGUGCUGGUGCUGGAAGGUUCAGCGAGUCCCUCAGUGCUGGUGCUGGAAGGUUAAGCGAGUCCCUCAGUGCUGGUGCUGGAAGGUUAAGCGAGUCCCUCAGUGCUGGUGCUGGAAGAUUAAGCGAGUCCCUCAGUGCUGGUGCUGGAAGGUUCAGCGAGUCCCUCAGUGCUGGUGCUGGAAGGUUCAGCGAGUCCCUCAGUGCUGGUGCUGGAAGGUUCAGCGAGUCCCUCAGUGCUGGUGCUGGAAGGUUAAGCGAGUCCCUCAGUGCUGGUGCUGGAAAGUUCAGCGAGUCCCUCAGUGCUGGUGCUGGAAGGUUCAGCGAGUCCCUCAGUGCUGGUGCUGGAAAGCUUAGCGAGUCAUAG
Molecule: messenger RNA, 435 nt
Organism: Procambarus clarkii (red swamp crayfish)
Lineage: Eukaryota; Metazoa; Arthropoda; Malacostraca; Decapoda; Cambaridae
Source: RefSeq, a predicted model, not a curated record